Penicillium diatomitis is the source of this 291-nucleotide messenger RNA. Its product is annotated as ATP synthase subunit e. The record is from RefSeq and is a predicted model, not a curated record. Bases 1 to 291 code for a protein of 96 amino acids. The transcript is spliced from 3 exons. Gene Ontology annotation, biological process: proton motive force-driven ATP synthesis. Lineage: Eukaryota; Fungi; Ascomycota; Eurotiomycetes; Eurotiales; Aspergillaceae. Gene Ontology annotation, molecular function: proton transmembrane transporter activity.
AUGGCCAGUACUCAGGGUGUCAACGUCUUCCGUUACUCGGCUCUCGUCGCUGGUCUCAUCUAUGGUGUUUACCACCAGUCUUCCAUCACUCAGGCCGCCAAGCGCACGGAGAUCGAGCACGAGUACGCCCGCAAGGAGCGCCUGAUCGAGCAGGCCAAGGCCGAAUACAAGAAGAAGACCCAGCCCAAGCAGGAGACCACCACGCAAUCAAGCGGAGUGAUCACCAAUUUCGAGGACCCCAAGUUUGAUCUCGAGGCUUUCUUGCUGGCUAAGUUCAAGGAGAACCCUUGA